AAACACCACAGAAGAAGAACGAAGCACUUCCGGAGUCGUAUUUGAAAACAUGGAUCCAAACAAAUUGGGAGAAGCCUCUGACAGGAUGAGUGAUGAUGGAGAAAUGGCGUCAGUAAUGGGAUUCUCUGGGUUUGGUAAGAAGGCUCGAACAUUUGACCUGGAUGCCAUUUUUGAACAGACCCGUAGAACAGCCAUCGAGAGGAGUCAGCGUGCAUUAGAGGAGCGCCAGACGGAGAAAGAAGGGGAGAGCUCCAAAUCAGCCGAGUCAUCGCUCCCCACUCAGAGAGACAAAUCAGCAGCUGCUUCUUCAAGAAAACAGGAAAGCAGUGGUGACAGUAGUUCAGGUUCUGAUUCAGACUCGGACUCAGAGCUUAUUGGGCCUCCACUGCCUCCUCAAUACACAGCCCAGGGCGAUGAAGAUGAGCUGGUGAGACAGUCUCAUCAACCUGGCGGCACAGCUCACAGUGAUGACGAAGAUGAUGAAGAGGAUGCAGAAGAAGAUGAUGAUGAAGAUGAUAAUAACCCCGUGAAGAAGAUUCCUGACACUCAUGAAAUCACUCUGCAGCAUGGCACCAAGACAGUUUCGGCUCUUUGUUUGGACCCCUCUGGAGCCCGUCUGGUGACCGGCGGUUAUGAUUAUGAUGUCCGGUUUUGGGAUUUUGCCGGUAUGGACCAGGCUCUGCAGGCCUUCAGAUCUCUGCAGCCCUGUGAGUGCCAUCAGAUUAAGUCCCUGCAGUACAGCAUCACUGGUGAUGUCAUCCUAGUGGUUUCUGGGAAUGCUCAGGCAAAGGUGUUGGACCGAGAUGGCUUCAAUGUCAUGGAGUGUGUGAAGGGAGACCAGUACAUUGUGGAUAUGGCCAACACCAAGGGUCACACAGCCAUGCUGAAUUGUGGCUGCUGGCACCCCAAGACUAAAGAAGAGUUCAUGACCUGCUCCAAUGACGGCACCGUGCGCACAUGGGACGUGCAGUCUGACAAGAAACACAAGUCUGUGUUCAAACCGCGCUCCUUCCAGGGGAAGAAGGUCAUCCCCACGUGCUGCGCCUACAGCCGUGACGGGAAGCUCGUAGCAGCGGGCUGCCAGGACGGCACAAUCCAGAUCUGGGACAGAAACCUAAGCGUGCACACUAAGUUUCACUGUAAACAAGCACACAUCCCAGGAUCCGACACCUCCUGCCUCUCCUUUUCCUACGAUGGUGUGACUCUUGCUUCACGUGGAGGGGAUGACACCCUGAAGAUGUGGGAUAUACGCAACUUCAGGAAGCCUGUGAAUGUAGCUACUGGCCUCACCAACUACUUUACGAUGACCGACUGCUGCUUUAGUCCAGACGAUAAACUCCUCGUAACGGGGACAUCAGUGAAGAAAGAAGAGGGAAACGGAAAGUUGGUUUUCUUCGACCGAGCUUCCUUUCAGAAGGUCUAUGAAAUAGAGGUCACAAACGCAAGCGUAGUCCGCUGCCUGUGGCACCCAAAACUAAACCAGAUUAUGGUGGGGACUGGAAAUGGACUGGCCAAGGUGUACUAUGACCCGGUUAAAAGCCACAGGGGGGCAAAGCUGUGUGUAGUGAAGAGCCAGAGGAAGGAGAGACAAGCAGAGACGCUGACACAAGAUUACAUCAUCACACCUCAUGCAUUGCCCAUGUUCAGAGAGGCCCGGCAGCGGAGUACACGGAAACAGCUGGAGAAGGACAGACUGGACCCAAAGAAAUCUCACAAACCAGAACCCCCUGUGUCUGGACCAGGUCGUGGAGGAAGAGUAGCGGCUCACGGUGGCACCCUGUCUUCAUUCAUCGUGAAGAACAUCGCUUUGGACAAAACAGACGACAGUAACCCACGAGCGGCCAUCCUACGCCACGCCAAGGAAGCUUCUGAUAACCCAUACUGGGUUGCCCCAGCUUACACGCACACCCAGCCAGAGCCUGUGUUUGCAGAGGAAUCGGAGGAAGACGAGGAGGCGGAAAAGGAACCAGAGUGGAAGAAACGCAAGAUCUGAGGUGCUUCAACAGCAGUUUUUUUUUUUUUUUUUUUUUUAAGUAUCGCUGACAUGGUGGGCCUGUGGUUGGAUUAAAAAAAAAAAAAAAACUCAUAACCACAAGUUCUCAGGAUCCGUCCCAGAGUACUGAGUUACUGUCACAAACUGUGCAGACAAGCAUCAAUUAAAUUACUAAAUAGUACAAACCUGUCCUCCCAUCUCCGGUGUGUUUUUAGCUCCAGUGUUUUUAUGUGCAUGCUUCUGUAUUUCGUGGGUAGCACGGGCAGUUCUACAAAGCAGGCCUAAUAUAAUUUUAUACAGGUUUAUGUUUUCUCAUUGCAAUUCAUCAACCACUAAAAGAACUUGGCUUUUUACGUCUGUUUGGAUUAUACGUACUUUACUUUCAUCAUUUCUAUUGUCCUCUCCUCCCACAGCCCUCCACUUUGCUAAUUCCUCCUAAAUCAGCUCCAGAUUUUGUGGUCUGGUUCUGUUCAUCAGCUAUGGAGAACAGUUUACUAGUUUGUAAGAAGUACAUUGUAAAGACAUAUACAAAAGAGGGUUGCAAUUUUCAGGACUGCAAUUUGUUGGAUGUGAUACACAAAACUUCUUUCAGCCAACUGCUAAUUCAAAGUAUUUUUUUUUCUGCAAUCUGUCUUUAACCUCAACAACCUGAAUAAAGGAAUUUGUAUUCUCUCGUAAAAUGGUGACAUUUCAUCCACUGUUAUAGAUUUUACCAGCUGAUCAAAGAAAUUCCUUUGUCAAAUUCCUUCUUUUUUUUUUGAGGCGCUGGCUCAACCCUGCAGAAACACAGAGUCCUUUCCAAAACUCUUAUUUAAAGUCCCUGCUUUAAAUCUACUGUAAGGAGACUUUAACUGUUUAAUAAACAGACUGAAAUUCA
Messenger RNA from Labrus bergylta (ballan wrasse), 2870 nucleotides. Its product is annotated as WD repeat-containing protein 70. Lineage: Eukaryota; Metazoa; Chordata; Actinopteri; Labriformes; Labridae. The record is from RefSeq and is a predicted model, not a curated record. Gene Ontology annotation, molecular function: protein binding. Gene Ontology annotation, cellular component: nucleus; site of double-strand break.